Messenger RNA from Dipodomys ordii (Ord's kangaroo rat), 1299 nucleotides. It is a transcript of the gene Prame, whose product is annotated as preferentially expressed antigen in melanoma. Gene Ontology annotation, cellular component: cytoplasm. Gene Ontology annotation, biological process: positive regulation of cell population proliferation; negative regulation of apoptotic process; negative regulation of cell differentiation. NCBI's taxonomy places the organism in Eukaryota, Metazoa, Chordata, Mammalia, Rodentia, Heteromyidae. The record is from RefSeq and is a predicted model, not a curated record.
AUGCUUCUUCAGCAUUCACUUCAGAGCAGAUUCAUCAAGAACACCAUGUGUGAUCCACCAAGACUUCUGGAGCUGGCUGAACAGAGCCUGCUGAAGGAUGAGGCCUUGGCCAUCGCUGCUCUGGAGGAGCUGCCCAUGGAGCUCUUCCCACCUCUGUUCACAGCAGCUUAUGCAGGGAGACACAGUGAGGCCCUGAAGGCAAUGGUGCAGGCCUGGCCCUUCUCCUGCCUCCCUCUGGGGGCUCUGAUGAAGGAAUGGCCGCCUCACCAGGAGACCUUCCAAGCUGUGCUCAGAGGGCUGGAUGCACUCCUUGCUCAAGAGGUUCGCCCCAGGCAGUGGAAACUUCAAGUGCUAGAUUUACGCCAGAAAACACAUCAGGACUUAUACACUCUAUUGGCUGGAACCAGAAAUGAUCUGUGCUCAUUGUCAGAGGCUGCUCAGCCCAUGAAAAAGAAGCAAAAAGUGGGUGGUUCCAAAAUGGGUGCAAAACAGCCUUUGGCUUCUGUGCAGGUGCUCAUAGACCUGAAUUUCAAUAAAGGCAGCCAUGAUGAAUUUCUGUUCUCCCUCAUUGAGAAGGUCAAGCAGAGGAAAGGUUUACUAUAUCUCUGCUGUAAAAAGCUGAGAAUUUUUGUAGUGCCUAUGCAAAAUAUUAAGAUGAUCUUGAAAAUGGUACAACUGGACUCUGUCCAGGAUUUGGAAGUGACCUUUACCUGGAAACUGUCAACUUUGGGGAAGUUCGCUUCUCAUCUGGGCCAGAUGGGUAAUUUACGCAGACUCCUCCUGUCCCACAUCCAGACAUAUCCCUGUACUUCCUCAGAGGAGGAGCAGUGUGUCAACCAAUUAAGCACUCAGUUCCUCAGUUUCCGUCACCUCCAGGAGCUGCAUUUGGACUCUAUCUCCUUUCUUCAAGGCCGCCUGCUCCACAUGCUCAGGUGUUUGAAGAGCUCCUUGAAGAUUCUCUCACUCACCAAUUGCUUGCUUCUAGAAUCAGACUUGAUAAAUUUGUCCCAGUGCCCCAGUGUCAGUCAGCUAAAGGAACUGCGUCUAAGCAAGGUCAAGCUGGACCCCCGUUUUAAUGGCAUCCUGCUUACUCUGAGCCACUGCUUCCAGCUCACAAGCUUCAGCAGCUAUGGGAAUCCCAUCUCCAUAACUGUGCUGGGGAACCUCCCACACACAAUUGGGCUGAUCAAGCUAAGCCAAAUGCUGUCUGCCCCAAUGGAAAGUUAUGAGGAUAUUCUUACAGAACUAGAUUUUCAGAGGGAGGGCUUCAUUGCUCAUAGUCCAACCCAGUACUAUUAA